Schizophyllum commune H4-8 is the source of this 1290-nucleotide messenger RNA. Its product is annotated as DNase I-like protein. Gene Ontology annotation, molecular function: sphingomyelin phosphodiesterase activity. The transcript has 4 exons. Bases 1 to 1290 code for a protein of 429 amino acids. Lineage: Eukaryota; Fungi; Basidiomycota; Agaricomycetes; Agaricales; Schizophyllaceae. Gene Ontology annotation, cellular component: cytoplasm. The record is from RefSeq and is a predicted model, not a curated record.
AUGUCGGACUCUGACCGCCAGCUGCGCGUGUUCUCGCUCAACUGCUGGGGGCUCAAGUUCGUGAGCAAGGAUAGGAGGGAGCGCGUCGAUGCGAUUGCUGCAGCGCUCGCGAAUGCCGAGUACGACGUCAUAUGCCUGCAAGAGAUCUGGGUGUUCUCCGACUAUGAGCGCGUACGGGAUGCCGCAGCGGCUCGUCUGCCACAUUCCAAGUUCUACUAUAGUGGCGCACUCGGAGCGGGCCUUGCGAUCCUCUCGAGGUACCCGAUCGUUGCAACUGCAGUGCACCCAUACUCGUUGAACGGCGCGCCGAUCGAUGUGGGGGCGGGUGACUGGUUCGUAGGCAAGGCGGCUGCAAGCGCAACACUGCUUCACCCUCGCCUUGGACUUGUUCAGGUCUUCAACACACAUCUGUUCGCCAAGGGUGGUGAGGAUGGUCCAGAGUACAACCGUGCACAUCGCCUUGUCAAUGCUUGGGAGAUUGCCAAACUCGCCCGCCAGUCUGCCGAACUCGGCCGCUAUGUCAUCGCCGCCGGCGACUUCAACAGCAUCCCCACCACCCUUCCCAUGGAGGUCAUCCGCGAUCACGCCGCUCUCACCGACGCCUGGGCCAUCACACAUGCCAACCCCGGCGCCGGCGCCGCCUCCCCCCUCGAGGCCCUCUCCCGCUUCGGAGUCACCGCCGACUCGCCCCUCAACACCUACUCCGCCGGCAAGCCCCUCGACUCGCACGCCCGCGCGCACUGGGGGAAGCGCCUGGACUACGUGCUCUACCGCCAGCCCGUGCGCGCGGGGCCGCACCCGCGGCUGAAGGCAACGCAGUGCCGGGUGGUGCUGACGGAUCUCGUGCCCGGGCGGGCGUUCUCGUAUUCGGACCACUUUGGGGUGGAGACGACGUUCGAGAUUGGCGACCCAGAGGAGCUUCCUGCGCCUUUGCCGACCGAGUUGUCGGAGCAAGCCGUCACCGGAGUUCUGCAAGCUCUCGCUGCUUGCUACCGCUUUGCUAAGGCGCGCGCACGGCAAGAGCUGAUGGUCUUUGCCUUAUGUCUGCUUCUGUUGGUCGCACUCGCCAUCGGCUCAUCCUGGUUGCCACAUUCCUGGAUCAACCCCAUCUUCAUUAUAUUCACCGUCUUCCUCUCUUGGACGGGCACGACUAUGCUCUACGAAGGCUUCCUAUAUGGUCAAUGGGAGUGCAAUGCAUUGAUGAACGUCAUCGAGGAGCUGGAGAUCUACAAGAAGGGACUCGAACUGCAGAGGGCGCAUGCUGUGACCCAGGCAUCGACCGCAGCGUAG